Parus major (Great Tit) is the source of this 237-nucleotide messenger RNA. RefSeq names its product keratin-associated protein 5-10-like. The transcript has a single exon. NCBI's taxonomy places the organism in Eukaryota, Metazoa, Chordata, Aves, Passeriformes, Paridae. The record is from RefSeq and is a predicted model, not a curated record. The coding region runs from base 1 to 237 and encodes 78 amino acids.
AUGCCCAACGGAUGCUGCGGCGGUGGCAGUAAUUACUCCGUGUGCUGCUACAGCAGCCCCAAGUCCUGCAAGAGGCCCAUGUGCUGCACCCCCAUGCAGUGCUGCAGCCCCUGCUGCACCCCCUGCUGCAUGCCCAUGCAGUCCUGCUGCAUGCCCAUGUCCUGCUGCUACACCAUCAGCAGCAACAACAGCGGCUGCUGUGGCGGCAGCAGCGGCGGCUGCUGCGGCGGCAACUGA